Cucurbita pepo subsp. pepo (vegetable marrow) is the source of this 703-nucleotide messenger RNA. Lineage: Eukaryota; Viridiplantae; Streptophyta; Magnoliopsida; Cucurbitales; Cucurbitaceae. The record is from RefSeq and is a predicted model, not a curated record.
AUGAAAAGUCCUAUUUCAAACCCCAUUUUAUUGCUUCUUCUCUCACUUCCAACACUUUUCCAAACCGCCUUCGAUUUGGACAUUAUCCAACGCUCCUGCAAAUCAGCUGCAAAAACAGACCCAUACGUCGAUUACAAACUCUGCGUCCAAACCCUCAGAGCCAAUCCCAAUUCCAAAGCCGCAACGUUCAAGGAGUUGGUUCUGAUUUCGAUAACCCAAUCGAAGGCCAAUGCCACAGAGAUUGGGUCUGAGAUUUCAGAGCUUCUGAAAGGCAGUGAGAAAUGGGGGAAGGGGAAGUAUUCGUUGGGGUGUUUGAAGGGCUGUUUGGAGCUUUAUACAGAGGCUGUUUCCGGGUUGGAAUUGGCUUUGGGAGCUGUGAAAAUGGGGGAUAAUGAAACGGCGAAUAUCAAGGUGAGUGCGGCCAUGGAUGCAGCAUUGAGCUGUGAAGAUGGGUAUAAGGAGAAAGAUGGGGAGGUUUCUCCUUUGACGGAAAUUAAUUGUGGGUUCUUUCAGUUGAAUGCUAUUUCUCUUGCUUUUAUCAAUAUGGCUCAAUGAUUCUAUGGAUGGCUUCAUGGAGGAAUAGGAAGAGAAAUUUCCUGUGUUUUGAGGGGGUUUCUAGCAAAUUAUGGUAUUUUGUUUUGUUGGAGUGUUGAAGUUUUUAGUGGUAUCUUCUUCCUUAUUUGGAGCAAUAAAUAUUUGACAU